This is a messenger RNA of Phalacrocorax carbo (great cormorant), 7700 nucleotides long. Lineage: Eukaryota; Metazoa; Chordata; Aves; Suliformes; Phalacrocoracidae. The record is from RefSeq and is a predicted model, not a curated record.
UAGCAGAAUCACCAUUUCACAUUGUAAAAAGGCAGAGGGCUGGAGCAGCCGGGGGUCUCCCUGGGCUGGGAGCGGAGAGCCGGGCUGUAGCCGGCUCAAGCAUGGCCCUGGUUCUGCGUCACUGCUUUUCAUGGCUGUGGUUUCCUUCUCUUGGUUUAUCAGCUCUGCCGUGCAGAGAACAACCCCUCGUGGGGAUGGAACAGUGGCUGCUGGUGAUGCUGCUGCCCACCCGGGAUGGGGAGAGGGGAGUGGGCGGGGUGGGGUGUCACCAGCUCAGGCCCUGCAAGCCAGGGCGAGCACGCAGGCGUGAUGGAAACCUCGCCAAGGUUUCAGGCAGCUCUCCCCGGAGGUGACUCACAGCUGUGAAAAGUGGGGGAGGAAAUUUAAAAGCUGCUGCUGAGCUCCGAGAAAGCAGGUGGAACCACCACGUUUUGCCCAGACCUCCAGCAUCACCUUGGCAGGUCCUUUGCUGGUGUCACCUCCCGGUUGUGUCACCUCCCAGGUGGCCCUCGAGCCCCGGCGGUGCCGGUGCUCGGUGCAUCCUCCACAGCCGGGGUGGAGCAUGGGGAGGUUUGGGGUGGGUGCGUGGCCAGAGGCAGGAGAAGCCGCUUGCCCGGUGGGUGCUGGGCUCGCAGCCGGUGGGGACGGCUGUUGCUCGCUGCAGGUCGAGGCUCCGUUUGCGCUGUGCAACUGGAGAUAAGCGCCUCUCUUCCUAUUGCCAAACCCGGGGGCCAUUUACGCCAGCCAAAGUGACUUUCGAGCUCGGUCCUGCUCCGCUGUCUCCCACCGCACCACAGCAAAGGUCUCCGGCAAGGAAAGAGCUGGCCAAGGCCCAGCACCCACUGGUUUGCCCCUCACCAGGACCGAGCCGCGAGCCAUGGCCGAGCGCCGGGCGGCCACCAAGGGCCGGCGCAUGGGCUCCAGCCGGCGCAAGCAGCUGCGUGAGGGCUCUGGCGAGGCAGCGGCAGCAGCCCCCGGCCCCAUCGAGGAGCUGCCACAGGCAUCUGAAAUAGUACAGAGGGUGCAGGACUUCUUCAGGGAGCGGAACAAGGACCAGGCGGGGUUUGUCACCCGCUCGGACAUGCAGAAAUUGCAGGAGGAAGAUUUCCCUUGCAGCAUGGAGGAGCUGGAGCUCAUCUUUGAUGGGCUGGAUGCUGCCGGCACUGGGCGAUUAAGCACCGAGGAGUUCACUGCCGGGCUCUGCCAAUUCCUGAGCUCCCAAAAAGCUGCCAGGGACCACCGCCGGCGGAAAACGGCGUCCCGGAGGGUCCGCUUGGUCCUCCCCAGCCCAGCGUUGGAGGGGGCAGACAGCGAGGAGCAGAGACAGUUUGCUGCCUUCAUGGACCAGCUGGGCACAGCCAACGCCUCUGAAGAGCAGGAGAUCUGGCAGCUCUGGGUGAAACUCCGGCAGGACGAACCCCAGCUCCUGGGCAACCUCGAGGACUUUCUGGCCAAGAUGAGGCACCGCAUUCAAGAAGCCAGGAGCAAGAAGGAGGCUUUGGAGGUGACCCUGAACAAGCAUGUGGCUGAGCAUGACAAGGAGGUGCAGCAGCUCUGCGAGGCCCUGGAGCAGCAGAUCCAGCAGGAGCAGCAGCGGCUGGAGCAGGAGAGCAUGGCCCGGAGCCACCAGCACAGCAUGGAGCUGCAGCAAGCACUGGAUGCCAGUGAGAGGGAGGUGCAGCGCUUGGUCACGGCGCAGAGGGAGCUGGAGACGCGGUGCCACAGCCUCCGCAGCAUGCAGCAGGCCACCAGCACCGAAAACCGGCAGCUGGAGGAGAGCAACCGGGUGCUGGAGGACCGCCUGCAGCACCUCCACCAGCAGCUCCAGCAGACCCACAGGAGCCUGCAGACAGCGAGGGCAACGCUGGUUCGGGAGCGUGUGGAGGAGCCCAGGGACAGAGUGGUGGCAGAGCUGCCUGGCGAGAUGCCCCUGUCCCCACAGAUCAGUCUGGAGAAGAGUGAGAAGUACCUCUCCGAGAUGCAGAUCAGGAUGGGGUCCCAGAGCACCAAGCCCAAAGCCAAGAGCACCCAUCAAGUGGUUUGGGAAGCGCUGCCAGCAGAAAUAAGCAUUAUGGGAGCCCCGCUGAGAGCGAGCUCCACAGACGAGGACCCCUUCGCAGAAUUUCUGAAAGAGGAACACUUUUCUGACCAAAGCUCUUUGUUAAGAGAGAUGAAUGAUGCAAUAGUGACUUUGAGCAAACAGCUGAAGCCACAGGGACUGGGUGCACCUCCUGCGCUGGCAGAUGCUGCCUGUCACCCCCAGAACGAUGCUGAGCUCCAGACAGGGCCAGAGGCAUCCGCACCACAUGGCACAACCCCCAGGAUCCUGCAAGAGACCCUUCCCGGCCAUGUUGGUCACGAGCUGUUUGAAGGAGACCUGAAAGAGGGACCAGCCACAGCUGAGCUUUGUGCUCCAGACACCACACAAGCUGGUGCGUCCGUGGGAGCCAGGCACCGCGGGGCUCAGGAGCCGGGGGCAGAGCAGGGAGAGAGCCCAGAGGAGGCACAGAGGAUGAUAUUCCUGCAGGGAAAGGGUGCUGGUGUGAAGGAGAUGAUGCUAAAGGCAGCUGAGCAUCUGCAAGGAGCACCAGGAGAGAGUGUGGAGGCAGCAGAGCAGGUGCUUGUGGAGGUGGAGGGAGAAGGAUGGAUACAGGAAAAAAUGGGCUGGGAAAAGGCACAGCUCCUGGGAGAAGCUGAGGAAUUGGCAUUAAACCAGGGAGAAAAUCUGGAGGCAGGUCUGGGGUCACCUGAGGCUGGGGAGACAGGUCUAGCAGUGGGGUGGCAGCUUGCCACAGAUGAGCUUGGCCCAGCUGCGGCUCUGGAAGAGUGUGCACAGCCCCCAGGCGCAGAACCGGGGGAAGAGGCUGACCUGCCAUCGGGCGUCUCUGAGAAACUUGAAAUACAGCCUGGAGAGCACCUGGAGGCAGAGCCACCAUCCUGGGGUGAGGCACAAAUGGGAGCAGCCCAGGGUGAUGGUGUCCUCCCCGAGGUGACAGUGGCUCCUGACCCCAGGAUGCCGGAGGAAGAGCACAUCAGUGCAGAGGCGCAGCCCUGGGGAGAGACCUUAGAUGCCGACGUGCCACCAGCCCAGGCUCAGCAUGGAGCGAGCAGCGGAGCUGGGGCCGAGGAAGGGGAGAUGGAGGUAACGCAGCCCUGGGAGGCAGAGCAGCAGCCGCAGGGUGAGUCUGUGAGGGGAGACGCAAUGUGGGGAGGGAGCGUAAGUGAAGAGGUGCUGCUGCCACCCGCCGACAUGCAGGAAGGGGGAAAGGGAACAGAUGUGCAACCGCUGGAGGCGCAGAGUAGCGAUGCCAAUGUGCAGCUGCUUGCUGAGGUGGCGGCAGCUCUGCAGCCCCCAGGUGGGGCUGGCUCCCUGGGGGCAGAGCACGGAGGUAGCACGGCUCCAGGUGUGCAGCCACUGGAGGAGGAGGAUAAACCAGAGUUAGGGAUGCAGGAUGAAAUAGGUGCUGCUGUGGUGCUCAGUGAGGGACGUUCCCCAGCAGAAACAGCUACAGCGAGCCUGGACCUGUGUGGGUUGUUCCCAGAUAAGGCUCAGGCACUGGAACUGGUGAAGGAAGAGGACUCCCAGGGAGAUGUGCAGCAGCAUGGGAGUGCCAGCCCAGAAACCCCAAGAGGCGGGGAGGGUCCUGCAGUAGGACAUCUCAUGGACCAUGGGGAACAUGAGAAGAGUCAAUUUAGGCUGCCACAGCAGCCUGUGCUUCACCCCCCUGGAACAGCCAUCAGUCAGGGAGAGGGGGCUGCUGCAGGCGUGCAGGCCCCUGGGGAAGCUGUAAUCCUGGACACGCUGGAGGCUCACAGCACUGAUGCCGAUGUGCAGAUGCCUGCAGAGGAGGAUGAGCUCAGGUGGACCCCAGGAACGAGCAUGGAGGCAGAUCUGCAGCCUGUGAGUGAGGCUGGCUCCCUGGACACAGGGCGGGGAGGGAGCAUGGCUCCAGAUGUGCAACCUCUGGAUGAGGCUGAUAAACCAGAGCUAGUGCAAAUGGAGGCAGAAGACACCCAGGCAGACACACAGCUGCAUGGGGGUCUCAACCUUGAAGCCCCAAGGGGAGGGGAGGGUGGAGCAGCCAUGCAGCUCAUGGAGGAGGCUGAGGAUGGGGGACAUGAGCAGAGCGAGCGUGGGCUGCCACAGGAGCAGGUGCUUGACCCGCAGGGAGCAGGAGCGGGGCCAGGAGAGGGGGCAGGUGCAGGCAUGCAGCCUCAGGAGGAGGCUGGAAUCCUGGAGACUCUGGUCGCCCACAGCCUCGAUGCAAACAUGCAGCCUCUUACUGAGAUGGAAGAGCUCAAAUCAGCCCCAGGAGGGAGCAUGGAGGCAGGUCUGCAGCCUGUGAGAGAGGCUGGCUCCCUGGGUACAGAGCAGGGAGGGAGCGUGGCUCCAGAUGUGCAGCCCCUGGAUCAGGCUGAUAAACCAGGGUCAGUGGAGAAGGUGGAAGGAGAGGCCUCCUGGGUAGACACGGAGCUGCGUGGGGAUGCCAGCCCAGAAACUCUUCUGGGAGGGGGGAUCUGUGCAGCCAUGCAUCUCAUGAAGGAGGCUGAGGAUGGGGAACGUGAGCAGAGUGAGCACGGGCUGCCACAGGAGCCUGUGCUCAAUCUGCAGGGAGCAGGAGUCUGGCAGGGCGAGGGGGUUGCUGGAGGCAUGCACUCCCCUAUGGAGGCUGUAAUCCUGGACGUACCAGAGUACCAGAGCACCGAGGAACUCAAAUCAACCCCAGGGAGGAGCACAGAGGCAGGUGUGGCACCCCUGGGUGCAGCUUGGAUGCAAGAAGGGGUGCAGAGCCAGACUCCUGCUUUGGAGGCAGGUCUGUGUGCAGCUUACACCACACACCUAUGGGAGGGGGCUGCUGGUGCAGAUGUGUCCUCUCUGGCUGAGGCUGCUUUAGAUCCUGAGUGUGCCACUGCUGCCAAGGGUCCUUGUCUGGAGCAAAUGCUGGGAACACUCGCUGGUCCAGAUGGGCAGAUCCUGGAGUAUACCCAGACACAGCAAACACCGCAGGGAGAGAGUGCUGGUGCAGAGGAGAGGCCUUUGGAUGGAGCUCAAGGUCUGGAAGUGUUGCAGGAAGAAAGGCUGGAAGCAGGGGCAAGGAUUUUAGUUGAAACUCAGCGUCUAGGGAUAAAGCAGGCCCAUGAUGAUGGUGCAUCUGCACUGGCCCCCCCGGUCUCCAAAGCGACAUUACAAAUCAGCACGCUAAAGCUGGAACCGAUGAUGCAGGAGGCUGUUCUCGUUCCAGAUGUGUGGCGGCUAGGCGCUUCAGGACAGGCAGCCCAAAGUGAGCUUCAGGAGCAGGUCUCAGCGCAGGCAGAUAAGAUGAGUCUUCACGCUGCUUCCCAGCAGCUGGAGAAGAAGCUGCUGCAUGGGAUGGAAAUGGAGCGGGGAGCUGCCGGACCUGCCAAACCUCCAAAUCAAGAGGUGCCACCAGUGUCAACCAUUCACGCAAGGGUCCAAGAGGAGGAAGAAGCUGGGAAUGAUCAGUUGGGGAUGGUCCUCAGAGACAGCUCACUGGGGGAUGCAGCCAACAGCAGCAUGCAGCCUCAAAGGCAGCUCUUGGGAGAACAGCGUGAAGACCUCAGUGUUGGUCAACAGGAGAAGCAGCAAAAGAUUGGGCAGAAAAUGAGCCAGGAAGGUGAGCCCAGCCCAGGAGAGCCAGGGGCCGUGACUGCAGAUGGGGCAGGAGCUGUCCCAAGGGGUUCUUCUGAAGCCUCCCUGGACCCAGACCACCUCUACAAUGUGCUGUUCGUUGGGGACUCCCAUGUGGGCAAAACAUCAUUCCUGUACCGGUUGCACGCCAACACCUUCAACCCACACCUCACUGCCACAGUAGGACUGGAUUAUCAGAUCAAAAACCUUGUUGUGGACAACAAGCGCUUUGCUCUCCGCCUGUGGGACUCAGCUGGUCAAGAAAGGUACCAGAGCAUCACCAAGCAGUUCUUCCGGAAGGCGGAUGGGGUCGUGCUGAUGUACGAUAUCACGUCAGAGUACUCCUUCUCAGAUGUGCGGUACUGGCUGAGCUGCAUCCAGGAAGGAGCAGAAGAUGGAGUCGCUAUUCUGCUCCUCGGGAACAAAACUGACUGUGCUGCAGAGAGACAGGUCCCUACGAAGGAUGGGGAACGCUUGGCUGAGGAGCAUCAGCUCAUGUUUUACGAAUGCAGUGCUGCCUCGGGCCAGAAUGUCGCCGAGUCCAUGGUCAGCUUAAUCAGGUUGCUCAAAGUUCGUGAAGAUGAAUUGAAAAACAAGGCAGAAGAGGUACCAAAGCCACCUCAGAAGAAAAAAGGCUGCUGCUGGUGAUGGGCAGACCCCCCCCAGGUUGUGAUCUGAAACUGCAGCGACAGCCAGAAAAGCAUAAAAAUAACCCUCAGGCACCAUCUCUGCUCCCUGUGUGUCUGCCUUGCCUGAUGUCCCUCGGAUGCCGAGAGCAAAAGCCGCUGUGGAGGAGCUGGCUGUCACCCGGCCCCUUCCCUGCUCAUCUCCUGCCAUUAUCCCAGGGCACACGAGCCCUCCAAAAUACCUGUUGGGAAACUGUACUGCUUUCUUUUGGAGACAAAAAACAGGCUAAGGAAAGAGGCAGAAAAGGAACCCAGCUGGAUCUGAGAUGCUGGAACGAUACUGGAAGCAGCAGGGAGCAAAACCGAGUCUUGGGAUAAAAGAAAUGAAUACCAGGAGUCACCUGAAGGCCAGCAUAUAAAACAAGAAGAUUUAGGGCUGUCGGUGCUGCUGUACGGCGGUGACUUUUGCUCUCACUUUGUAAUCUGAUCAGAUUUGAUGCAGAACAAUGAAAUAUGCAAUAUAUCCUAAAUGCACUUUGUAGGCCUCUCCGAUUAGGCAAGGUAGAGCUAGUCUCCUGGUUUAUUGUGCCAGUGAGCAGCAACGGGUCUUGACAGAAAACUACUAAAAACUUUGCUCAAAGUAUAUUCAAAAGCACCAAGAGCACAUCCAGGGUAACAGAAAGAACACUGGGGUGGUGGGAUAUACGAUCAGAUAAAUGCUUGCAAGACCUCUUUUCAUCGCAUUGCCCCCAGAGCAGAUUUUUGCACUAUUGCAGCAGAUCUCAGGAUGGGCAGGGAAGAGCAAACUGCCGCACCCUGCCCUUCUGCAAUGGAGACGGCUUCUUCCUGAAGUACUGAAUCAGUUUUAAAACCCAGCAUGGAAAAUCUCAACAAGUGCAUGUCACAAUUUCAAGGUUUUUCUUCUUUCAGCUUGAUGCAGAGAAAGACAUACAGACUAAAUAAAUAAGAAACAAGUGUUAUACUUUAGUAUUUUUAUAUAUUACAUGUGUUGUCUCGUCCCCCAGCAGUUCAACAGAUGUAUUUAAAGACUGUGCUUAUAUGCAGAUUUGGGGGAAAUAAUUCUGCUCAGAUGGGUUUGCUUUUUGUUGCCAUUAUUAUUUAUAUGUACAUUAUGGCAAAGCAUAAUACUAGCCAGCUUCUGCUUUACAAAAAUAUAGUGCAAGAGUUGGUUUUCUAAAUAACACUAUAUAUUUUUAAAAAAGGAUAUAAUUUUGCAUGUUUCUGACUCUGUUAUAGCUCAGCUUUCCGAGGAAACGAGGCUUAAGAGCUCCUGUUGCCCAUCUAUAUGUACAUAUUUUCUGGAGGUGUUUUCUGAGCUCUGGAGUCCAUGGGCUGUUUUCAGCAGUCCCCAAUGGGCAGAAGCUGCAAAGCUAUGAGAUGCUACAACUUCUGUAUGAAUAAAG